AUGGCCGUUCCCAAACCAAAAAAUACCAACGUUCGGCUCCUCGCGUGUCUCGUUGACGAGGAUGAUACCGACAACAGCGAUUACCGCUUUCUUUUAGACAUGCGAGACGUCAAAUACGUGACCACAGCGCCAGGAACAUUUCGUGGGGCAGAAGAUGAUCGUACCUUUGAGCCUAUUCUACUUGGCAAGCUCCUUCCACCCUUUCCAAUCGGGAAUUGGAACAAAGGCUAUGUGGCCAAGGACCCUAAAGCAGGGGAAAUUACAUUCGUCAAGACCGAGACGAUAGACCUUACCGAGGUAGAGAACCUCUGGCAUCCGGUGAAGCUGAAUGAGUUGGAUUUUACACGUCAAAGCCGAAUAAAGCAACGAGUCCACAUUUCAACGCAUCCCAAACUUAACGACGGCGAACCCGUACUUGUCAAAAUAGCCGUUUGGCCUUGGGAAAUCCCCUAUAUCGAGGUUGAGACGACUGCCUAUCAACGUAUCAAUGACAGCGGCAUCGGCCCCAAAUUUCUCGGCCAUCUCACCGAAGGUAAGGACGGGCGGGUGGUUGGCUUCGUCGUUGAGUGGGUACAAGGCGCGAGGGCUGCGGGGUCAGGAGACAUCGACAGCUGUAAGAAGGCUUUGGGGCGAUUGCAUGAGCUUGGAAUCAAGUUCGGGGAUAUCAACAAACACAACUUUCUUGUACGGGAUGGGCAUGACGUGUUAUUGGUGGACUUCGAGACGGCGAAGCAUAACUGUUUACCCCAGGAACUCGAAGACGAGAUGAAGGCCCUUGAGAGCAGCCUAGAGGACACGAGUUUCCGGAGCGGAGUAGGACCAAUUGAUGAGUGA
Cadophora gregata is the source of this 834-nucleotide messenger RNA. RefSeq lists its product as uncharacterized. The coding region runs from base 1 to 834 and encodes 277 amino acids. The record is from RefSeq and is a predicted model, not a curated record. The transcript has a single exon. Lineage: Eukaryota; Fungi; Ascomycota; Leotiomycetes; Helotiales; Ploettnerulaceae.